Polistes dominula (European paper wasp) is the source of this 4181-nucleotide messenger RNA. It is a transcript of the gene IP3K2, whose product is annotated as Inositol 1,4,5-triphosphate kinase 2. Lineage: Eukaryota; Metazoa; Arthropoda; Insecta; Hymenoptera; Vespidae. Gene Ontology annotation, biological process: inositol phosphate biosynthetic process; phosphatidylinositol phosphate biosynthetic process. Gene Ontology annotation, cellular component: nucleus; cytoplasm. The record is from RefSeq and is a predicted model, not a curated record. Gene Ontology annotation, molecular function: inositol hexakisphosphate kinase activity.
AUAAGUAUAUAUACAGUUUAAAAAUUAUACAGUAGUUGCUUAUUCUGCGUUACGUCAUUGAUACGUUACCAUGGAAACGCAUUAGCCAAUCACGUUAUCUUAAAAAGAAAGUGUAACAUGAUAAUGUAUAAUAUAUAUUAUUUGCUUCUGUUUGCUGGAAUUUAAAACAUUUUACUAUAAUAAAACAUGCAGUCUAUUUUAUAAGUUGGUGAUACGAUGUUAACACAUGUGUCAUCAUUUAUCUAGAAUAUAUUCGAGAGAGAGAGAGAGAGAGAGAAAGAAGAAAGAGAGAAAGAGAGAAUAGCCUUGAGACAACAUUGACCUAAUUCCAUGACAAAUGUUGAUAGUCCUGUUCAUGAUUCUAACACACCUGACGUUUUCUAGUUAACACAGAAGGAAUAUAAAUAAUACUAAUGUAUACAUAUGAUCUUGAUAACAGCCAUAUAAUAUGAAAAAGUAACGAACAAAGUUAAAAACUGAUCAGUAAUGCGAUUGGAAAGAAAGAAUUUUAUAACAUUCAAUUCGUUAUUUGUAUGCGAUACGAAAGUGAAUAUUUGAAUAUUGAGUUAUAAUUAUAGAUAGAGGUCGUUGAUAUCUAAUAAACAUUUGAAGUAUUCCGAAAUGAAUAAGGAACAUUUAUUAUUAUACGACAAGCAGUUGAUACGCGUUGAAUAGAACGAAGCGAACACAGAUAGGCUCAAGUGGCCGAGGGGCAUUUGAACUGACGAGAUAAUGGACCGUUCGUAGAGAAGGAGAAAGAAUUAACGAUACCAGACAACGUAUAGUUGCGAGAUGAUCGUAAAUACGAUCAUUCAAUCGCACUUUCUCGUUUCUACAGUUUCUCUGACGCACGCGUGACGUCAAACGAAAGAAUAAAAAACAAUUUCAGUAUACCUUUCCAACCUCAUCCUUUCUACAUUUUUUCCCGAACUGCAUUAUCAAGCACACUUAUUGCAAAUUCUUUCUCUCCUACUUUUCCAUCAAGACAACAACCUUAUGAUUGAAUUUCCUAUUGUUUUUUUAUUUAUUAUCGUUUAUCGUCAUAAGUAUUAUUUUCUUUUUUAAUUAAUUUCAAAUAAAUAAAUCUUUGCGUACGAUCGUGUUUAAACAAGGAUGGUCAAAACAAUCGACAGUCGAUGACAAGUACAAAGCGCGCGUAAAUUAAAAAGAAGCAUACUACAUCGAUAUAUCGAUGUGUCAAAGAAGAACCGAUAAAUUUUCAACGAAUUCGUUCAAAUGAAGUAGGAGAUAAAGCAAUCGAAGAAAAUCGUUAAAUAUUCUUUACAAAAUGAUGUUUUUCAAUUUUUUGUUAAACGAAUCAAUAUGAAUGUGUUACUACGAGCGAUAAACUACUCUGUCAAGGGACGUUGAGUUGUACUCUAAGAACUCAUUCGUGACUGACAAUAACAGAAACAAAUAAAAAUAGGGAGAAGAAAGAAAGAAGUUAUCAAAGAGGGUUACUUCUUUCUUCAAGGAAAUUCCUUUAAAGAAUAAAGUGGGGACGGUGGGUGAGUGCGAACGAAGGAAGGAAGGCAUGUAUCGAACAACUAUUGGGCAUACUCCCGUCGAGUUUCGUGUUUCUCAACGCGACAUGGCGUCGAGUAGGAUUGUCGAUAUGUAGCAUCGGAAUCGUCCUUGGAAAGCAUUCAAUUUAAAGUCUAAUAUAACCGAUACGACAUUCAUACUAUGGGCUAUCAUAUCGAAUGGAAGGGCACGCGUUAAAGAAGAGUCAAGUCCGAGGUAACGAUUAUUUUGUGAAACUACUAGUAUCAAUCAACAACAACGAUCGAACAUCAUUCAUUCCUCGUUUACGUUUAUUAUUAUGCGCUCGAGCGCGUCGAUCCUUCGACCACCAUUCCAUUGGAUCGUAUCGUUGAAUAUUUGCCUGUAAUACGGCAGUUACAGCUGCCAGCACAACCGCCAGCCACUGAAUGGGGUCACCGUGAUGAAGUCGAAGAAUCUUCCUCAAAAAGAAGAUGAUACCAAUAAUGAUGAUUCUACGGAAGCGAAUGAAAGGUACGACAAGUUUGAUACGAUAAGGAUGCCGGUCGUACGUGUCUUAAGUAAAAGUCCACCGAACGAUGAGGGCAUUGAGCCCGAUACGGAACGAAGAAGAGGAUCGGUAGCUCGAUGCUGUAGUCUCGAUUCUACCUUGCCGAGUGAUGACGAUACAUCGAACAGUGUUUAUCAGCAAAAUCGACACAAACUGAGGGUCACGAGAUGUUACAGUUCCGAUAGCGCAGUACUGAGUGAUGAGGAUCAAGGAAAAGGAUGGGAUUGCUUUAACAUGGUAGAAGGUAGUGAAUGUGAAUCUACUGAAGGAAGACCAAGAUAUUGGAGAACACCAAGUGUGGUUGUUAGCGAUUAUUCAGAUUAUUCUUACUUAGAUGAAAACUUUGAAAGAACCAAUCUUGAUGUUGAAAAAUAUGAUGGAACAAGUGGGAGUCCGAGUCAAACUAGUAGUUGUUCUUGCCUAGAUUGUGAUGAGAUACAAGAGUCAUUGAAUAUAAAGUUCCUUCAAGUUUGUCGCCUUCGUAGACAUUCUGAUUCCUGCUGUUUGUGCCUAAGACAAGCUAAUGCUACUUCUAUAAGAGAUCUACACGAAGCAGGAAACAGAAGAAAUUCAUGUGUGGAAACUACUGGUCCAUAUUACACUAAAUUUGAUGAUCCUUCAGUUCUCGAAUAUACAAAUGAUAGUCCUUCCGAGCUAAAACAUCAAUCAAAAGUUGAAUUAUUAGAUGUUCCACCUCCACGUAAAGUAUCAAAUUGUUCUACUACUUCCAGUUUAAGUGGAGAUGACUGUGAUAUCUCUGAAGAACUACAACCGAUUAAAUCUUUACGAACAUCUGGCUGGAGAAAAUUGAGAAAUGUUGUGCAUUGGGCCCCAUUCUUUCAAAUAUAUAAAAAACACCGAUAUCCAUGGGUACAAUUAGCUGGACAUCAAGGAAAUUUUCAUGCUGGACCAACAUCGGGAACUAUUUUAAAGAAAUACUGCUCGCAGGAAGAAGCUUGUUUCCGAUUGCUAAUGCAUGAUAUUCUAAGACCGUAUGUACCUGAAUUUAAAGGAGUCUUGAAUAUUCGACAAUCUGAAGAAGAAACCUGUGAAAACUCUGAAUUAAAAACAAAGAAUAAAAAUGAAGAUAAAGUGAUAGACAAGGAAUCCAUUGUUACCUCAUUUUUGCAACUUCAAGAUCUUUUGGGAGAUUUUGAACAACCUUGUGUAAUGGACUGUAAAAUUGGAGUGCGAACGUAUCUUGAAUCUGAAUUGGCAAAAGCCAAAGAAAGACCUAAGCUAAGGAAAGACAUGUAUGAGAAAAUGAUACAAAUUGAUCCAACUGCACCAAGUGUCGAAGAACAUCGAUUACAAGGUGUUACAAAGCCAAGAUAUAUGGUCUGGCGAGAAACCAUUUCUAGUACAGCUACACUCGGAUUUCGUGUUGAAGGUAUAAAAUUAGCGCAUGGUGGAACUUCGAAAGAUUUUAAAACAACUAAAACUCGUGAACAGGUUACAGAAGCUCUUAAGCGUUUUGUUGAAGGUUACACACAUGCAGUUCCAAAAUAUUUACAACGUCUUAAUGCUAUACGAACAACGCUUAAGGCAUCUCCAUUUUUUGCUACACAUGAAGUUGUUGGUUCGAGCUUAUUGUUUGUGCAUGAUGUUAAAAAUGCCGGUAUAUGGAUGAUUGACUUCGCAAAGACAUUACCUCUACCACAACAUCUAUCUGAAAUUCGACAUGAUGUUGAAUGGCAAGUGGGAAAUCACGAAGAUGGUUAUCUAAUAGGUGUCAAUAAUCUCAUUGACAUAUUCGAAGAAAUAAGAAGUUCUCAAAUAUAACUUCAAGUUUAUUCUAAUAUGCUAAAUGUAAUAAUAACAUGAGCGUUUCGUUAAUUUACCUGUUAUAACUUUCUGCUUUAACAGGUACACUUAACUUACGUCUUCUUGUGCAAAUUUAAUUUUAGGUGUAUUUAUCUAUACAAAAUAUUGUAAGAACACAUUGACUGUCUCUAAUGAUAUCCUUGAAAAAAGGGUGAACCAAAGACGCGGUAGCUAGUGCUACCUAGGUGUUCUAACUAGAUUUUUUUUAUUUUUUUUUUUUUUUUUUAUAUAUGUCGAAGGCAGAAACCUGUAAAAAAAUAACUUAAUAUUUUCUUAUAUGUAAGUUUAUUUAUACUUAACGCUA